Molecule: messenger RNA, 855 nt
Organism: Trichophyton benhamiae CBS 112371
Lineage: Eukaryota; Fungi; Ascomycota; Eurotiomycetes; Onygenales; Arthrodermataceae
Product: dihydrofolate reductase, putative
Exons: 1
Coding region: 1-855 (284 amino acids)
Biological process (GO): tetrahydrofolate biosynthetic process; folic acid metabolic process; dihydrofolate metabolic process
Cellular component (GO): mitochondrion
Molecular function (GO): dihydrofolate reductase activity; NADP binding
Source: RefSeq, a predicted model, not a curated record
AUGCCCGCAAAACUCCCACCCCUCACUCUCGUCGUCGCGACCACACCCAUAACAACUCCUACAAAUCCCGGCAUUCUUAAACUCGGAAUUGGCAAAGGAGGCACAUUGCCAUGGCCCAGAAUAAAGAAAGAUAUGAGCUUUUUUGCUCGCGUAACGACGCGCCCUCCAGCCACAGCCACAGCCUCUGGAACAGCUUCACCAGCUAUCAACGCCGUGAUCAUGGGCCGAAAGACAUAUGACUCGAUACCAGCGAAAUUUCGACCACUAUCCAAGAGACUUAACGUCAUUAUAACCCGAGACGAAUCUGGGUCAGUCAAGGAGCGAGCAAUUGCAGACUGGAAUGCGUCGAGGAAACGGGAGUUAGAGAAGCAGGCAGACCAGGAUACUGGCGAGGCUGCAACUACAUCUACGUCUACUGAGGAACCAGAGGUCAUAGUCUCGAGCAGUUUGGAGGAUGCGUUAUCUAAGUUGCAGAGAAAUUUCGUGACAAGCUCGUCAUCGGAUGUACAGGAGGGGAAGAGGCGGUUGGGCAACGUAUAUAUCAUGGGAGGGAGUGAGAUAUACGCUUCUAGCCUGCGCCUGACCGCAGACACUCUCGGAGAGCACAACCCGCUUCGAAUAGUUAUGACUGAUAUUCGAAGGCGUGUGGAAGGGAACCCACAGUGUGACGUUGAGGAACUAGUUGAUGGGUUUGAGUGUGAUACCUGUUUCCCCUUAGAUGGAAAGGAUUUGAAAGAAGGGUGGAACAAAGUUCCAUCUGAGAAACUUACAGAAUGGGUUGGUGAAGCUGUAUCUUCUGAUUGGGCUUGGGAAGGUGAUGUUGCCAUGAAGAUCUCGGGAUAUGAAAAGUUAUGA